Messenger RNA from Helianthus annuus (common sunflower), 1456 nucleotides. Its product is annotated as QWRF motif-containing protein 7-like. Gene Ontology annotation, biological process: spindle assembly; centrosome cycle. The transcript is spliced from 5 exons. NCBI's taxonomy places the organism in Eukaryota, Viridiplantae, Streptophyta, Magnoliopsida, Asterales, Asteraceae. Gene Ontology annotation, molecular function: microtubule binding. The record is from RefSeq and is a predicted model, not a curated record. Bases 193 to 1065 code for a protein of 290 amino acids. Gene Ontology annotation, cellular component: centrosome; cytoplasm; nuclear microtubule.
CGAUCCGGUAGCUGUCACCAUACACCACCCGUCGGCACACGCCCUCCGUCCCGCCUGACACGUCGCAAAGGCGAGAACUCGGACACUUCUCCUUCGUUUACCACCAUAUCAUCCAACAAAGCAAACUCCACCAAACCUCGCUCAGCGUCCGCCACGAAGGUCGGAUGCUAUAAAGAUUCGGAAGCGAAUAAUAUGCUGAUCCACCUUGCAAGCCCAAUGACUAUCAACACUGGACUCACUAGUCCAGCGUCCAAAAAGAAGUCGACACAAGACGGCGUGACAAACAUUUUGCCACGACGAAAGCCUACUUCUCCGUCUGCGUGGGCGUUGUCUCCUGGUCGAGUUGCUCCUUUUCCGUCCCCUGUGGCGCCUGUAAAGGCGCCAAGUCCUCAUGACAGGAGUAGUGGUGAACGUGGUCGUGGAGGAAUUAGUGGGGUUUUAAAGUACUUUAGGCAGAAAAAAGUGACGUCGGUGGAAGAUGUGGAUCGUCAUUGUUUUGCGUUGAUGAAUAAUCGGUUGUUGCAAUGGCGAUUCGCUAAUGCUCGAGCUGGAAUCACCAUGUCUACUGUUAGAACUCGAGCAGAGAAGAAAUUGUUCAACGCAUGGGUUAAGAUACUUGCGAUGCGAAAUUCAAACAUGGUAAAGCGAAUAGAAGUUCAGAAACUCGAAAACGACAUCAAGUUGUAUCAUAUUAUGAACUCGCAGUUAUUCUUGCUAGAAAAAUGGUCAAGAAUGGAGGGUAAAAACUUUGAAGCCGUUAGUCGAGUGGUGCGAAAGUUAUCUGUGGCGUCAAUCAACAUCCCGUUGCUUCAUGAUUCUAAGGGAAAUAUUUCAGAUGUUUGUAACGCGUUGGACACCGCUACAACGCUUUUGGCGGAUAUUGAAUCUACAAUCUCAAAAUUAUCUUAUGAGGCCGAGAAGUCAUGUUAUUUGUUGACUGAGCUUUCGAUUAUCGCUAAAGAAGAAACAGAGUUAUUGGCUGAGUUACAAGCAUGGAUGACUAAUGUUGUGUUGCUAAAGGAAAAGGAAAGAAGUUUAAGAGGUCAACUAAUCCAAACCAUGUGAAAAUCCUGAUGCAAACAAAGUGUUACAUUGUUAGGCAGCGCCCCCUUCGAACGGCCUACACCUAUUGCAUCGAAGCUUAGCACCACCAUCGAACCAUCUAUAUCUCUUGUGUUGUGUAGUAGCGUAGCACCAGCGUCAAACCACCUAUAUCUCGUGUCGUAGACUCGUAGUUUAGCACCACCAUAGAGGCGUAGAACUACCACUAUUUUCAAGCAAACAAAUAUUUUUAUCUGAGCUACUUGCACCAUAUGCAUCACAAUUAAAUUAAACUAAUAAACAAAACAUAACAUUGCAUCAAUAUCUCAAAUGACAAAAUCAUAGCUUGGUUCCGACAAUAAUUAACCAAAAACAUUCUGAAGUCGAAAACCAGAAACUUAAAACUAACGGACAA